CAAUCCCUCGGAAAUAAAGCAAGAUGGCGCUCUCCUUACGCGGUGCGUGGAGUGCCCGCUCGAUUAUUAAAAAUCGCGCUGCCGUCACAAUCCGGUGCUCAACGAGCGAUGCAGCGAGCGGAAACGACAGAGUUUCGCCCGAGUACGUGAACAGAAAUCCGCGGAACCUGGAACAGAUGCUGUUGGCCAGGAAGCCGCUGGGCUAUGGCUUGGACGUGCCGUCCCGAACCUUCUGGCACAAGGUGCGACUGGAGCGCAGCCAUCAGCACAUCACGGGGUCUGUGGUCUACAACACGGGCAAAGUGGUCAUCAGCGCCUCCACGAGGGAGUGGGGCAUUCGGAAGCAGCUCUUCAGCUUGACUGACCAGAGUGCAGCGGUCAACGUAGCUAGAGUUCUGGCACGACGCUGCCUCGAGAGUGGGAUCCUUUACGUCCACGCAGAUCCAGACACUUCCCCCAAGACGCAAGCCUUCCUGGGUGCCCUCGAAGAGGAGGGACUCAUUCUUCAUGAGCCGGAGCCACAGCUGCCCAGAAAAAUGUCCGAUCCUUAGCCCAAAUAAAAAUGUUGCACUAGUG
Molecule: messenger RNA, 576 nt
Organism: Ixodes scapularis (black-legged tick)
Lineage: Eukaryota; Metazoa; Arthropoda; Arachnida; Ixodida; Ixodidae
Gene: mRpL18
Product: 39S ribosomal protein L18, mitochondrial
Exons: 4
Coding region: 24-551 (175 amino acids)
Biological process (GO): translation
Cellular component (GO): ribosome; mitochondrion
Molecular function (GO): 5S rRNA binding; structural constituent of ribosome
Source: RefSeq, a predicted model, not a curated record